UCUCUGUGUGUGAUAAUGGAAGUCAGUGCAAUCUUGUAGCACAGGACGAGCAACACAAGUCUGAUUUCUAGCAGUGGAAUCUGUUCACUGCUGCUGCUGACACCUGUAACCAAAAUAUGCCAGGACAUGUAAAGCAUUUAAAAUUGUUUUUUUUUUUUUUUUUAAGUAUAGCUGACUCAUGUAUGUUUACGUGCAUGCAUCGGUACACGUAUGGUGUACAGAUCUCCCCCAAACAACCUCAAUCACUGCAUCACCAUGACAGCCGUCUGAACUGCUUCAUGACUCUAGUUUUGUUUCGGGGCCACAGGAUGGCCACCUUGCCUUGUGCAACCUGGACCUACAGGUAACAUUCAAAUGAAGAAUUUAGCCCAGAGAAUUUAUAUCAACUGCACGUCAUUCACACUCAAGUGUCACACAGUCUGCUGUUGGAUCACUGGAUUCUAAAAGGAGAGGCAACAGUAUAGAGAAGGGAUUUAAGAGGAGCAUCAUGAGAGAGCCUAUGGAAAAAGUCCAAACUACUGCUCAUGGAUAUGGCUGUUUUCAACGCUGCUCUCUUCUGGGACACAGCACAGCCACGUCUGCUGUGCUCAGUCGCCUCCUGAGAUUUGGGGCUGCGGCUCUCAUUGUCAGUGCGGUGUUAAUGCUGUGUGCUUCCAUGGCUGCUCUCUACCUGUGAAAAGCCAAUGAUCAAAAUGUUUACAAUGUGCAUUACAGUAUGAAGAUCAAUGGCGAGGUGAGGGAGGGCUCUGUGGAAAUUGAUUCUGACAACAACCUGGAGAGAUUUAAAACCGGGAGUCGAGCUGAGGAAGCCGAGGAGAUUCAUGACUUUCAAAUUGGAAUAACUGGAAUCCGCUUCUUUGAAGGAGACAAGUGCUAUAUAAAAUCCCAAAUCAAAGCCAGCCUUCCACACAUGGGAGCUCACAACAAAGAGUCACCACUGUUCGACCUGACAGACAAAUUAAUGCCAGUGAGGUUUGAUGAGCGCUUUGUGGUAUGGGUCGCUGGAGACCAGCCUCUAAAGGACACCAGUUUCCUGAGCAAUAAAAUACUGAGUCUAUGUGGAGAACUUCCCAUUUACUGGCUACAACCUAACUAUCAUAAAGAUGGGGGAAGGAGAAAGAGAGACGCACGGCGAGCCAAACAGUCGUUUGACACGGAGGAGUUGGAGGCAGCUGUGGAGGAAAAGGACCCAGUGAGUCACACACAGGAUGACACCUCCAGAGUCACGGAGGAAGAGGAGGAGGGGGCGCAGUCAAGUGCAGGGUCAGCAUACAAUCCUGAAAACCCUUAUCAUCGCAUUGGAGCGGCCGGGGAGGAAGGCGCCAUGACCUUUGACACCAUGUUAGACCACCAGGGGAUCUGCUGCUCAAAUUGCCAACGCAGCUACACUCACUGUCAGAGAAUAUGCGAGCCUCUGCGCGGCUACUGGCCUUGGCCGUACAACUACAGAGGAUGCCAGGUGGCCUGCAGAGUCAUUAUGCCUUGCCGCUGGUGGGUGGCACGCAUUUUGGGUGUUGUGUGAACACCACAUUAUACAUUUGUGAGUCACACUUAAAGAUAUAGUACAGUAACAAAAAGGUAAUAGUAAAAAAAAAACAAUUCAUGUAUGUUUACAUGCCGUUGGUCCCACAGGUGAUUAGUGGUCAUUUGUAUAUUAGUAGGAAUCUGUCUGGUCUAGUCAGGUCACCUGAAAGGGAGGAAGUGAGUUUUUUAAUGCCGAUGCAACAGGAAAGUUACAGGUGUGGAUGUUAUGGAAAUGAUGCCACAUUAAUGGACACUAAGAGGCUUUGCGAAUAAAAAAUAAAUGGGCUCAUAUAAUUCAACUUUGAGUCGGAAUUUGCUUCACCAGACAUGGUAAUUAUCUGUGCGCGAGUUCAUUAAUUCAAGUGAGACACCUCGGCUUAAAGCAUAGGUUUGACCUCUUACAACACCGUCUCACUUCGAAUACAAUGUUCUGCUUUGUAAUAGCAAUGACAGCUUGGUAAUUAGUCUUACCGUCAUCAAACCCCAGUGUCACACAUUCACAUGAAAAUGCUGUUUAACCAAUAUUGAUAAUUGUUCCAAUUAAUUGUCCCACACUCGUUUGCAUUUGUUAUUACCAAGCUGUCACUAUGUGUUUCUAUAGAUUUAAGAUGUAUUACCAAAAUAUUACCUCCCUAUUACGAAAUGACUUACUUGGUAUGACAUUAUUGUUACUGUACUAUAAAGGAAAGUGUUGCCCACGAUGUAAAAAGUCUCUCUAGUAUCAUCUUAGAAUCAGAUACAGAUAUUUCAAUCCUGAAUUGAAUUAUCAGAGUUAAACCUGUUAACAUGAUAUAAUGAUGUAUGAUUAUGUAAGCUAUUACUAUCUUCGCUAUCUGUUUAUCAGCCAGGGCUUUCUCGUUGUAGGCAUACACUGCUUCAUUACUAUACUGCCUCAGUAAAACGGGGGCUAUAUAAACGGCAUAUUCCUAUUUGCAGCUCAACAGACUCACAAAUGAGCACAUUCAUUUUGCAUCUUGUAGUAGCGAGGCUUAAUGCACUGUACUGUGUUUAAUGGAGGGUAUGGGGCUGAAUCCAAAUGCUCAGCAGAUCAUGUACCUUUUCUGACUGAAUAGGCUUCAAUAAAUUCUAAUUACACAAUA
Messenger RNA from Solea solea (common sole), 2624 nucleotides. RefSeq names its product chondromodulin (gene cnmd). NCBI's taxonomy places the organism in Eukaryota, Metazoa, Chordata, Actinopteri, Pleuronectiformes, Soleidae. The transcript has 7 exons. Gene Ontology annotation, biological process: negative regulation of endothelial cell proliferation; negative regulation of angiogenesis. The record is from RefSeq and is a predicted model, not a curated record.